GCUAUUUAUAAAUUUUAUUCAAAAUUUUUAUUCCGUAUUUGUAUGAAAUAUUGUUAUUUUUCAAUAUUAAGAUUUAAGUAAUUAUUUUAUGCAACUUCUGCUAUCGAUCUUGUAAUAAAUUGGUCUAAUUAAUCUUAUAAUAAUAAUGGAAUCACCAAAAUUUCCAUCAAAAAGGCCAAGUAUUCAUCCGAUAAAAAAUGUUGUGAAUAUGGAUCGCGAUAAGUUUAAACGCAGAGACAGCAAUAAUGAUGAGUCUUACGAUGAGGUUGAUAAUAUCAUGAGUAAAUUUGCACGAGAAAAAACAUGUACGUCAGCACAACAACAUCAAAUAUUAUCAAGAGAAAAAAGGAGAAAAACAAGCGAAAGAGAAGUAGAUGAUGAUGACAGUGAAGAUGAAGAAGAUGAAAAUCAAUCUUAUGAUCCUAGUGACGCUGAAGACCAAAACAACUCACUGAGCCGAUCAACAAGCCGGAGUCAUAUAACAUCUAACAUAAGUUUUUCAAAAUCAAAUGAAAAUAUAGGAUAUUGGAUAUAUAUCUUAGUUAUUAUAUUGAUAGCUAUAAUAGCAUAUUUCACGUUGCCCGAAUACCUAAUCAAUAGAUCAGUUGAGAAGACGGCAAAUUUAAAAAAUCUUCAGUUAAAUUUUUUCAAUGAAGUUGAAUCGUUGGCCCGAGAAUAUAAUGUUGAUAGCGAAUCAAUGUUGCAGAUACGUAGUGGUAUUCGUACAAUAUUUGAAAAUCAGGACACAGGAUCAUUUAUAUUCACAUAUGAUGGAGAUUCAAAGAAAUUUGAUCCAAGAUCAUUCGAUAAUUUUAUGAAGGAUAUCACGUCGGCUGUCUCGAGAUACUUACGUAACUACAGUAAUGACAUUAAGCAGGUUAUAUUUGACACCUCCGAAGAAAUCUCAUCGCUAUCAGAUGUUGAUUUGAUGAGGAAAUACCGGCACGUCGUGGAUCGCGUCGGAGUUCUGCUCGUCAAAGAUAUUGACAAACUCCCAUCUAGUCUUGCGAUGGCAUUUCAUUAUUAUUGCGACGAAUACAAUCCCCUUGUCAAGAAGAGCGCCAUUUUCUUUACGAUCAACGCCGCACAAUGCUCAAUUCCGCCAUCUCAAAAGCCAAACCAUAGCUACAUCGAGAGAUGUUUAAAAAAGAGAUGGACUAGUAUCGAAAGUGACAAAAUUGGACCGCUGCUGACAAGAGUUGUCAAUGUCAUUGUUGAUGUACGGAAUUCAUAGAACACCAAUAUAUGAAUCAGUAUUAUAGAGAAUUAAUAUAUACAGAGAUAUCCUAUGCUCAAGUUACAUGGAGAGUCAUGGCAGAUACAAUCAGUGCCUUUUUUAAUUUAUUUAUAGAAAUUAAAAGACUGUAUUUUAUAAUUUAAAAAAAUAUUAUUAAAAAGUUUUGAUGAUCUU
This is a messenger RNA of Leptidea sinapis, 1411 nucleotides long. RefSeq lists its product as uncharacterized. The coding region runs from base 146 to 1234 and encodes 362 amino acids. The transcript is spliced from 7 exons. Lineage: Eukaryota; Metazoa; Arthropoda; Insecta; Lepidoptera; Pieridae. Gene Ontology annotation, molecular function: ATPase activator activity. Gene Ontology annotation, cellular component: membrane. Gene Ontology annotation, biological process: membrane organization. The record is from RefSeq and is a predicted model, not a curated record.